CAUUGGUACUGCAGCCAGAGCGCGCCCGGGUGAGCGACCGCCGCCGCUGAAGAGACGAACACCGCUGCACGCGCUCAGCCCGACCAGUGACCGGCAAUGGAGUACAUGAACAACGCCUCGAACAACUACGGCUCUGGAGACACCGUCAGCUCCUCCUUAGCUAACAUGACCAUCAACGAGCAGCAUCGCCAGGAGAACGGAGUGGCCAAAAUGAAAGAAGAUGAAGCGGUUCUGGGUGAAAACGCGGUGAAAUCUGUUUCUGAGCUUUCUCAGCCAGAGAGCGACCGUCGUGACGACGAGGCGCCGCCCGCAGAAACAUCUGCAGUGGAAGGAGCUGAAGUUGUGUCCGAGCGCUCCUCCAGUGAAGACAAGGGGGAAGUUGCAGCAGGAGGACCGUCUUCAGCAGCUCAAGCUAAGACGAACAAUGGAGACAAGACCCAAACCUCCACACCCUCCUCGUCCCCUAAAAGGUCACCUGUUGUCACCGAGAGCAACGAAACUCCAGCUUCCUCCCGAAACAGCCACAGCUCCAUCCCCGUUAAAACCAGCAGCCCGGGGCGGCCCGGAGGCGCUGCAAAGCCUCAAGGAGCCAAAACCUCCACCAGAACUGCAGCUCAUCCAGAUGCCAGGAGCGGGCAGAGCAGCCCCGGAACACCCAAAUCCCCCGCCAGCCAGGCGGUUUCAGCCUCCGAGGCCAACAAAGUGAAGAAGGUGGCCGUGGUUCGCUCCACUCCGAAGUCUCCGGGCUCGCUGAAGACCCGCUCACCGGCUCCUCUGGCCGCCGCCGCCGCCGCCGCGCCCAUACCCGACCUGAAGAACGUCAGGUCCAAGAUCGGCUCCACGGACAACAUUAAACACCAACCUGGAGGUGGAAAGGUCCAAAUCCUUGAUCAGAAGUUGGACUUUAGUACUGUGCAGUCUAAGUGUGGCUCCAAAGACAAUGUGAAACAUGUUCCCGGUGGAGGCAAUGUUCAGAUCCUGGAUAAGAAGCUGGACUUGUCCAGCGUCCAGGCUCGCUGUGGUUCCAAAGAAAACUUAAAGCACAAACCAGGUGGAGGCAAAGUACAAAUUCUUGAGAAGAAGUUGGACUUGAGCAGUGUGCAGUCCCGCUGCGGCUCCAAAGAUAAUAUCAAACACGUUCCCGGUGGUGGAAAUAUUCAGAUCGUGCACAAAAAGAUCGAUUUGAGCAACGUUACGAGCAAAUGUGGAUCCAAGGACAACAUCCGCCACAAACCAGGUGGUGGAAACAUUGAGAUCAAAAACGAGAAGGUAGAGUUCAAAGUUCAGUCUAAAGUCGGCUCCAUGGACAACAUCGGCCACGUUCCCGGAGGUGGACUGAGGAAGAUUGAGAGCCACAAGCUGAGCUUCCGUGAGACGGCCAAGGCCCGCACCGACCACGGCGCAGAGAUCGUGUCCCUGGACGAGUCCCCGCAGCAGCUCAGCACCGUGUCGUCCUCCGGCAGCAUCAACAUGGCCGACUCUCCGCAGCUGUCCACGCUGGCCGACCAGGUGUCCGCCUCUCUGGCCAAGCAGGGCUUGUGAGCGCGCCCCGCCGGCACCACGCAGUCCUGACGCCUUCCUCCUCGCCGUCACCGGACUCUUCAUGUCCUCCACCGCUCACCCACUAACCUUUUUACCGUUAGAGGCUUAGAAAACAAAUUAACUGAUUAGACAAAAUGUGUUUUUUUCUCCACUUCAACUUUUUGUAGUGACCGUUUCAAAAGUCUCACUUCUUGACCCGGUUUCCUCUCACGGACUGUGAACCCUUUGGGACCCCUGCUGGGGGUCCGCUGCGUUUUUAUUUAUUUAACCACAGAAGAAGAGGAAACGGAGGCGCUCUGAUCUGAAGGAAGUUUCGGGGGAUUCUGGGAGAAAAUGGUUUAAAGAAAAGUAGCAAAUUUCCUGUUAAAGCAGAAAAAAGUGUUUGGCUUCGUGUCGUCCCCGGCAGCCAGAAGCUGAAGGGGUUCAGUCUGAGCCGGCGAGACGAGUCCGCCUACCGGUCCAGACUGACCCGCGUCACGCACCCCUGGCUUCGUUCUGGUUCAAACGGUUCAUUGGAAUACCUUUAAAAUGACACUAAAUCUUUUUAUUGUACAUUUCAUGCCGUGUUAAAACGGUAGAAGCUCAUUCGCUUACGUUGGCGAACAGCCAGCGACUCGUGGGCCGAAACGUGCCGACGCUUCAAGAGGCGCGCCGUUAGCACAACAGUGAAACAAGAAGAAGCUUUGCUAAUUCUAAACAGGCAAAAUAAAGUUAGCAGAAGCUAACGGUGAAAGCAAUUGACCCAGACCUGCUGACCUUUGAUUGAACUGGUUUAAUUGGAAGGUGGGCGGAGUCAUCUCUGGCAGUUUGGCCAAUCCAAGUCAGAGCUAUAGCUCUUGAGUAAACAGGCACAAAAUGCUAAAGAUGCUAUGCUAGAUUUUAAAUUUGGGAUAAACUGAAUGAAAUGAAAGUUUCACAGACUUGGUUAGCGGAAGCUAAAUGGUCCGCUAACUUUCCAGAUUUGGCAAAAAGGCCAAUCGGCUAAACGAAGUCAAGUUUCACUGUUAGCUACACCGUGCCCAACACUGAUAAGAAUCAGCUGAAAUUAGCCUAAUGCUAAUGACAACCUCUGGAUGAAAAGUUUCUUGUUGGCGUACUGUAAUCAAUGCCAUCAUCAUCUGGAUGGACUCAUUAGCUAGAAAAUGAUAAACAGCUGUAUUGUUCCUGGGAAUGCUAAUAAUUAGCCAAACAUUGCAAAUAUUUACACGUUCACUUCUAAAGUUCAGUCACCAGCCAAAGACGAGCCGAAGUUUCUUCUAUAAUUACAAAUUGUUUUUGUUUUCCACCGUAGCCGGUUGUUACAUUUAAUAAACGGGUGCUGUAAAUUUAGUGUUUAUUUACCGUUUUGUAAGAACUGGCUGUUCCGUUCGUCUUCUCGCUGCGACGCCCCUACAGGUGAUCCAGGUGUUGCUUGGGGGAGUCGGGUCGGUGCCGGGCCAGUUCUCUAACCGUGUUCUGUGGAUUUAUGACCCGUGUUUGACAUGAAACGUUUGUAUCGUGCCUGCUACUGUCAGUGUUCUUGGUUUUUACAGCUCGAGUCACGAGGACUUAACGUGUACAGUAUUUAAACUAGUGAGCAGCAGAACGUUGCGCUCAUCGCUCCGGUCGAGCCGACUGAUGUGUGGAUCGUUUAAAACCUGGCUGUCAAUCAUUCUGUCCUCCAAAGACAACGUUUCCCGUUCUGACACAAACCGGAUGAUUUUCACGCUUCUUGCAUGCUCUUCAUGUGAGACGUGUGCCCCCACCCCCCAGUCGUCUCGUGUCCCCCUCCUCUGGGGGGAGGGGGUCGUUAUCUGCAUGCAGAGUUCUUUAGUAGCACGGAGGACGAACGAGCCGUAGACAGGAAGUCACACUUCCUCCACCGUUGAGUUUUUCUGACGCUGUACAGAUGUGGUGGUUGUUCUCGUGCCGUUAAUGAAACUGGUUCCUGAUGUUUGUGUAUUUGAAAUAAACGCUUCA
Nematolebias whitei (Rio pearlfish) is the source of this 3501-nucleotide messenger RNA. RefSeq names its product microtubule-associated protein tau a (gene mapta). Gene Ontology annotation, cellular component: neuron projection. NCBI's taxonomy places the organism in Eukaryota, Metazoa, Chordata, Actinopteri, Cyprinodontiformes, Rivulidae. Gene Ontology annotation, biological process: neuron projection development; microtubule cytoskeleton organization. The transcript is spliced from 15 exons. The record is from RefSeq and is a predicted model, not a curated record. Gene Ontology annotation, molecular function: microtubule binding. Bases 97 to 1542 code for a protein of 481 amino acids.